AUGGUCUCAACAAUCCAUCUAGCACACAUGCCCCCCGAUCUCCUCCUCUAUGUGGCACUCUACGUCGAUGUGUCGAACGCGGCUUUCCUCAAAGAUCAGCUCUUAGCUGGCAACGCCGAAUUCGAAUACGCAUUCAUAGACGCGAGCAUGAUUCUGUCAACCAAACACGUUCUCGCAGCAUCCUUUCGCGCCAUGAACGACUACUUGAACGACAGGCUCAAGUCGCGCAACAUUCAUUCUGAGAUCGUCUUCUCAUUAAGUCCGAGUAAUAAUAUAGCCGAAGCAUUCCGACGCUUCGGCAUCACCGAGACCACCAAGAAUCUCCUCGUGCUCAAGGUCGCCACUACACCCGACGUGACGCACGAGAGUGUCUCCUCACAUUUAUCAACGCGCAUUCAAGGCACGGAGUGCGUGUUUGAAGACGCGACGAUUCGUAAAGUUUCGGAUCUCGAGCGGAUUAGGAAGGCAUAUAAACUCGGCUCGGCCACCAACUCGGCAGACAAGCAGGCUAAUAUUGUUGAUGGCACGAUGAGGGGAGGGAGUGGCAAGGACGUUGAUGACGAGCAGACGAGGAUCAGGAAUCUUGAAGUUCAGAUCCUCGGACUCAUGGCUCUCAGAGGCGCGACUUGA
Messenger RNA from Rhinocladiella mackenziei CBS 650.93, 630 nucleotides. RefSeq lists its product as uncharacterized. Gene Ontology annotation, cellular component: cytosol; nucleus; EKC/KEOPS complex. The transcript is spliced from 3 exons. The record is from RefSeq and is a predicted model, not a curated record. Bases 1 to 630 code for a protein of 209 amino acids. NCBI's taxonomy places the organism in Eukaryota, Fungi, Ascomycota, Eurotiomycetes, Chaetothyriales, Herpotrichiellaceae. Gene Ontology annotation, biological process: telomere maintenance via recombination; tRNA threonylcarbamoyladenosine modification.